Messenger RNA from Paramecium pentaurelia, 2312 nucleotides. NCBI's taxonomy places the organism in Eukaryota, Ciliophora, Oligohymenophorea, Peniculida, Parameciidae. The record is from the annotation of a GenBank genome assembly.
AUGUUUGUUUCUCCAAUCAUGAUUAUAUCCCUUAACAUAAUAUGUAUUAAAUAGAAUAUAUAUAUUUAGAAAUCUUUGACAAUUAUAAUAGAUAUUCCUUCAUUACAUUCCUUCUGCCUAUAAUCAUUUAUUAAUAGAAUGAUAAAGAGAUUUUUGUGAAUAGAUAUUUUAUGCUGAUCAAAUUGUUACAUCUCUUUUUGCUGAUGUUAUAUUAUAGUUUGCUAGAUUUUAAUGAUGGUUAGCCAUUGGUUCAGUUUCUUAUAGUAACAUUACUAUUUCUAGUUAAAAAUCAUAAUCAUAAUCAUGAUGGCGAACCCAAAUCAAUUCAAAACAAUUUAACUAUGAUUGAAGAAACAUGUAACUUAAAAACUCAAACAGAAUAUGAUAAAAUAAAUGAUACGACAAAUGGAAUAGUGGGUGUAAUUAAAUUAAAUGAAUAAUUUGAAAUAAUUUACUAGAAUAAAAAAUCUUGUUAUUUAUUGUAAGAUAAAUAAUUAAAUGAACUAAUUAUGCAAGCCCCAACUUUAAUUGACAAAUAAACUAAGUUGUUACUCUAAGAAUAAUGCAAUAUUAAAUUACAAUCAAUCCAAGAUUUUAGAGAUUCCUUAACAUUAAUUACAUUAAAAGAAUUGCUGGAUAACAUUAAAUCUAAUCUACCUCUACCUCAUUAAUUAGAUGUGUAUGUACUUCAAGAUUUUGAGAAACAUUUCUUUUAGAUUCUUAUUCAAAAGGAAAAUUGUGAUAAGAUAACAUAUACUAUAAUAUUCUAAGAGAUGUCUGAUUAUUCUCAUUAUAUAAAAAAGAAACACUCUCAAACAACUAUGAAAUAAUUAUUCAAGAGUUUUAGUCAUGAAUUGAAUACUUCUUUGAAUUAUAUCUUGGCUUUAGCUCAAGUUGCUUAAUGUCAUGAAAAUGUACCUAAAGCUGUAUCAGAAAAGUAUUUUCUUCCAAUUUUACAUUGUGGCAGGAUUAUGCAUAGUUUAAUUAGUGAUAUAAUGGAUUACAAUUUAAUAUUAAGUAAAUAAUUCAAUGUGGAAGUAAGUAAUUUUAACAUACCAUAAUUGAUUAGUGAAGUUGUUGAUCUAUUUAAAUAUUAAAUAAAUUAGAAACAUCUUAAAAUUCAAUUUCAAAACAAUCUUAUUAAUUAUGAUUUAGUAAGUGAUAGAAAUAGAAUUAGAUAAAUUUUAAUCAAUUUAAUAUCAAAUGCUUAAAAAUUCACUUUUUCUGGUUAAAUUAGAAUUUAAGUUGGAGCAGUUAUAAAUAAUAAAUAAUUAUGUGCUAUUUUUCAUGUAUUCGAUACAGGAAUUGGAAUGAAAUAAGAAGAAGUAGAUAGAUUACAUUAACUUUUAUCUUCAGGUAUACCAUAAUCAGCUAGAAUCUCAUAAAAUACAGUUGGAUUUGGAUUGGGAUUAUAUAUUUCCAAUAAAAUAGCUGAAGUACUUAGUUAAACUAGAUAUGAUAAGGGAGGAGGAUUAAGAUUCGAAUCAAAAUAUUAAUCAGGAUUUCAUGCUUGGUUCAUGGCUAGAAAUUAAUCAUAUAGUCCUGUAUAUUAAUAAAGUAAUCCUACACCCAUUGUUCGAAUUCGUAAGAAGAUUUAAAUUGACACAAUGGAAUCAUAAAUUAGUAGAGUCAAUGCAUUACCAAUGAGAUAGAAAUUUUCGUAGAUUUUAGGAAUCAAAGAUUUCAAAUCAGAAAGAGGAUUAAAUAAGGAAUUGUCACUUAAAUUACGUAAACCUCCAUCCAAAAUAGCAAGAGAAUUAUUUCUUGCAGCAAUUUCAUCUGAAAGAAAAAUUGAAUCAUUUAGUAUUAAUUAAGAGACAAAUGAUUAAGAGUUUCAAAAUAGGAUUAAACAUUUAAAUGAGAAUUAAUAAAUUAAUUAGAAAUGCAAUUGUCCUUAAAUUUUAAUUGUUGAUGAUGAAUAAAUUAAUAUUAUGGCUUUAUCAAUGAUGCUUGAUUAAAUGGGUUACUCAAGUGACUCAGUAUUUAAUGGAGAAGAAUGUGUCAAUCUAAUCUUCAGUAAUCAAAAGAAAAGUAAUAUAUAUAUUUAUAUAUAUCAUUUAGCUAGAUGUAAUAAAUGUAGUUCUUAAUUAUAUCGUAUGAUUUUCAUGGAUAUUAAUAUGCCAAUCUUAGAUGGAAUCCAAACAACGAUCAGAAUUAAAUCCAAAUAUUCCAAUAUCAUAGUUAUUGCAUGUACAGCAUUCUCGGAUACAGAAACUCGAAACACUUGUUACAAAUGUGGAAUGAGUUAUCAUAUACAAAAACCAGUCAAAAAAGAUUAACUCAUUGAAAUACUAUCUUAUUAUCUAAAUUGA